Fusarium graminearum PH-1 is the source of this 759-nucleotide messenger RNA. RefSeq lists its product as uncharacterized. NCBI's taxonomy places the organism in Eukaryota, Fungi, Ascomycota, Sordariomycetes, Hypocreales, Nectriaceae. The record is from RefSeq and is a predicted model, not a curated record. Gene Ontology annotation, cellular component: mitochondrion. The coding region runs from base 1 to 759 and encodes 252 amino acids. The transcript is spliced from 2 exons.
AUGUCGUUGAAACAACAUUCAGCAGAAAUCAUCUAUGGAAGCCCAUACUUGGGGAUGUCAAUGGUUGAAAAGGUCUCUUUGAACAGACCACUAUCUGAAGGCAUGAAAAGCAAUAGUUUGAAUGCCCUCAAACAUCCUGGUCGCUUCACCUUUGGCCGCCCAUUCGGCUAUGUCUGGGUUCUUUAUGCAGCUACAUACGCUGUAUCAAAUUCAUCAGAUACUCUGGCCCGGGAGUUCCACAAAGCAGCGGUAGGAACAAUCACCUUUAUCAACACCAUGAUCAUCAAUGUCCCUCUUGGUGUUCUCAAGGAUGUUCGCUUCGCUCAAAUGUUCAGCGCUUCUCCUGUUCUUACUCCAAAGGUUGCGCCUGUUGCCAAACCAGGUGUGCCGAGGGCUGCCACAGCUGCGUUCCUCAUGAGAGAUGCCGUCACAAUCUUUGGAUCUUUCACCAUGGCUCCGUGGCUGUCAUCGCUCAUACCCGACAGCUUGUCCUCAAGCCCCCACUCAAAGGCUGUCAUAUCCCAGUUGACAGUGCCCAUAUUUUCACAGUUUUUUGCUACUCCAAUUCACUUGCUGGGUUUGGAUCUCUACUCCAGGCCCCGCGGUAUACCUUGGAUUGAGCGCUCGGCACAGAUCCGACGAGAUUUGUUCUCCGCAACCAUACUGAGGUCACUAAGGAUCAUACCUGCGUUUGGCGUCGGGUGUGUCGCUAACAUGGAGGCCCGGUCACGAUUCCAUAAGCUUUUUCGUACAACCUAA